Molecule: messenger RNA, 1780 nt
Organism: Pangasianodon hypophthalmus (striped catfish)
Lineage: Eukaryota; Metazoa; Chordata; Actinopteri; Siluriformes; Pangasiidae
Gene: vps37d
Product: VPS37D subunit of ESCRT-I
Exons: 4
Coding region: 571-1380 (269 amino acids)
Biological process (GO): protein targeting to membrane; protein targeting to vacuole; ubiquitin-dependent protein catabolic process via the multivesicular body sorting pathway
Cellular component (GO): ESCRT I complex
Source: RefSeq, a predicted model, not a curated record
CUACUUCUUGAUGAUUCUUUACAGCCGUUCCACUUGCUUGUACAAGGAACAUCAAGCUCCAUGAAUUUAACCUCUAGAUAAAAAUAAAUCAAAAGCCUGAAAAGGGAAUUAAGCUAAACCCCUCUCAACUGAAUCUAGUGCCAGGUUUAUAGCUUGAAGUUUACAGCUAUAUGGUUCCAUGCCAAACCCUUUAAAGCAUUCACUCUGGCCCUAUGAAACACGAGCAGCGCUGUAGCCUUGACCUGGAAUUCAAGCCCAAUACCCAGCAAGGUGGAUAGCCAUGGUAGGAAAAGGCCUCUAGCUUGUACAGGCUCAUGGGUGGUCUGCAGUUACAUGAACACUUGUCUACUCAUUUUCAAGCCUUCUUCACCAUGAAUAGUAUGACCUAUCUCCCUAUGACCCAUCUGUGACUGCAUACACAAGUUUGAUUCCUCUCACACUGCUUAUACACAUAAAUAACACCCAAGAGCUCUAUGUGCUAGCAGUUCCUCUCUGCUGCAGUCAGACUUUGAACACUGUCUCCUGUGAGGAACUGUGGCAAGGCAUUGUUGCAGGUUUAUUGGGGUCCUGAUGGACAAUAAAAAAAGUCUUGGACAUGGCAAAGUUGGAAUGCAGUGUGUGCAGUUUCAGGAGCUGCAGGUAGAGAGGGAAACCUUGCUAGUGACUAAUCGAAGUCUCGCAGAAGAAAGCCUUGCACAUCGGCCCCGGCUCCAGAAUGGUAAACUUCAGCUGGCUGCUAAGUACGAGGAACUCGCAAAGCUGACCGCUUCCUACAGGGAAAAACAAAGCAGACUUGAGACCCACACGCAGAUGCGCAGUCCACAGACGGCUCAGAAUCUCCUACAAGAGGAGGUGGCACAUGCUGAGGAGCAAUCUGAGGAGCUUCUGAAGAGAUUCAUGGAGGGCCAAGUCCCACUGGAGGGCUUUCUGGAUUCCUUCCAGAGCUUCAGGAAGACGUAUCACAUCCGCCGUGCUCAAGUUGAGAAGAUCCAGGAGCUCAACCGCUCUGAGAGGAAGCAGACCAAGCGCUUAGAGGAAGAGGAGGAAGAGCAGAAGAAAAAGGGUCAGGGGUCAAAAGAGUUCCGGCCCAACGGCAUUACCUCCCAUGGGUCGGCUCGCGUCUUCCAGGUGCGUUACGGCCUCACGCCGGCCAUCCUGGUGCCCCUGUCUACGUCCUCAGCUUCAGCCACUAGCUUGUCUCCUCUGGACUCAUGCCCAGGACAGCGGCAGGCUUUAGGGCAUGGUGCCCCUCAUCCAUGCCCUGGCCAACCUGUGGGCCUCAGAGUGAUAGGACAGUUACCAGGCUGGCCGAUCAGACCGGUGCGUUUACAGCAGCUCUAUAGGCCCAGUCCACAUCAGCAUGAACCUCCAUAUCGAUAGCGUCCAAACACUGUGCAUCAGUAAUGUCUGACUUGAUCUACUCAGAGACCUUUGGGUUAAUGUAAAAUUUUCAUUGGACAACACAAAGGUCGCUUUCAUCCGCCUAAACGGGAGAUGACUGGAAAGCCAUAAAAUGUCUUGUCUAUGUUGUGAACAAGCCAAGGGGUUGUACAACUCCAGGGCGUCUCUGUCAUUGUUGCCGGUGUGUGUCAUUUUGUUUUCUUCCUGUCCCUUUUGUCGGGAUAUGGCUGCUGCUUUUGUGAGGGAAUGAGAGUCGUUAAGACACUGAUUUCUGACUGGAAGGACUUGUUUGAUGCCAAUGAUGUUCUGAGAAAUGCCAGGCUAAUGAUAUUGCCUUGUUAUGGUAAUGAUUAUCAAUAAAGUCCUAUUAUAAUGUUUA